AUGAUAAAAUAACAAUAAUUUGGGAUCUAUAAAACUCAGAAAAAUACCAUUGUAAGCUUGAUGGGCAUACUGAUUGGAUUUGGUCAAUAGAGUUUUCUCCUGAUGGGUAAUUAUUAGCUUUAGGAGGAGGGGAUAAUUUAAUAAAGAUAUGGGAUUGGAAAUAAUAAAAAGAAGUUUAUUAAUUAAAUGGCCAUACACAUGAAUUGCGAUCAGUACUAUUUUUUUUCUAAUGGUUUGAGAUUGGUGUCAUGCAGUAAAGAUAAAACAAUUAGAGUAUGGGAUAUAAAGGAAUAAAAGGAAUUAUUUAAAUUGAUCGGACAUUCAGAUGUUGUUUAAGCUAUUAAAUUUACAAUGAAUGAAUAAUAAUUGGUCUCUUGCAGUGCAGAUAUGACAAUUAGAUUUUGGAAUUUAGUUAAUAAAUAAGAAAUUUUAAGAAUUUAAGCUCAUUCCAAUAUUAUUCGUAGAGUUGCAAUCAGUCCUAAUUAAAAAUAAUUAAUCUCUUCUAGCUGGGAUAAAAGUAUUAAAUUAUGGGAUAUAGAUGGAAAUAAAGGAUAUUAAUCAGAUAUUGGUCAUACAAAUGAAAUUACAUGCAUAGUGUUUUCUCCAGAUGGUUAAAAACUUGCUUCAUGUAGCAAAGAUAAAA
Messenger RNA from Paramecium sonneborni, 643 nucleotides. The record is from the annotation of a GenBank genome assembly. Lineage: Eukaryota; Ciliophora; Oligohymenophorea; Peniculida; Parameciidae.